Molecule: messenger RNA, 2417 nt
Organism: Anolis sagrei ordinatus
Lineage: Eukaryota; Metazoa; Chordata; Lepidosauria; Squamata; Anolidae
Gene: LETMD1
Product: LETM1 domain containing 1
Cellular component (GO): mitochondrial inner membrane
Molecular function (GO): ribosome binding
Source: RefSeq, a predicted model, not a curated record
AUCGGCUUCCGUCUUUUUCCUGUUCUGCAGCUUAUUUUCCGCCCGAACUCGUCACGUGGGCCGAGUAGAAUGUUGACGCGUUCUCUGAUUGGAGGACGCUCGAAGCCUGCUUAUCCUUUCCCUCAGGAACAGCGGGUGGCUCUUUGCCGGCAUGAAGGCAGCAUCGGCGGCGUCGGUGCUGCUGCUUCGCGGCCGCUGCGGCUAUGUCGCUCUCCGCCGCGCUCCCUUUCCCGCUGCUGCCCCCUUCCUUCGGGCUGUCCGUACCCCGGAGCCUCCCCUUUGGCCGGCGCUGAGACCUCCAGCGUGCCAGUUCUCUGCAAAUUCCAAAAACGUCUUCUCUGCCUUGGUUUCCAAAGCUAAGCGCAUUAAUGACAAAUAUGAAAGGUUUUUGGAAAGAACAUUCCCACGUUUCUAUAAGCUGUAUUCAACUUUUUUAAAAGGGUUUCGGAUAUUUUUCUUGGAAGUAAAAGAAAUAAGAAGGAUAAAAGAAAAGAUGUCUCACAAAAACAUCCAGUUUCAUCAGCUUCCAUACAGAGAGAUGGAAAGACUAAGGCAGUUUCGCAGAGACGUGAUCAAGGCUAUUCCUGUUGGCAUUCUCUCUCUUCCACCCUUUGCCAACUAUCUGGUUCUUUUGCUUAUGUAUCUAUUCCCAAGACAACUUUUGAUACGGCACUUUUGGACUCCAGAACAACAAGCUGAGUUUCUAAAUACAUACCACAACAUAAGGAAGGAGGCAUAUCCUGAGGUGCUUGAUGGUCUACAGCAUCUGUCACACACCUUAGAUGAUGCCCACCUCCGCAAACAGAUGCUGGAUCUCUGCAAAAAGGUGCAGGAAGGAAGCCACCCUGAUAUAAAAGAACUUAGAGCUGUGAGGACCUUAUUUGUGGGGCACCCCUUUGGCAUCCAGAAGCUCAGGGUUCAGCAAGUGAAAGUCCUAAGUCGUGUUCUCUUCCUGACUCCUCGCUUGCCAUCUUUCUUCCUAAGAUCUCGCUUGCGAAGCCAUGUGUUGGAGCUUUACCACCUGGAUCAUGCCAUGCUGAAACUGGGAGUUAGAGAGCUGACAGAUGAAGAAGUGCAAAUGGCCUGUUACAUUCGUGGCUUGAAUUCUGUCCACCUGAGCCCAGCAGCAUGCAGGCUGUGGCUGGACCAAUGGCUAGCGUUGUCCUGCUCUCUGAAAGGUGUUGAAGCUUCACUCUUGGCCCAUGGCAUGGUCUUACUUUCCACCAACUUCACCCAAUCAUCUAAGGGCUGACCAUGGGAGCCCUUAGCUUUGGACCAUUUCUGAAGAGAUGCUGCCAUGGUGACUCCUGGCUGAACCAGAAGGGGACAUGGAUUUUUGCUUGAUUAAGAGUGGCAAGAGUCCAGCAGGUGAGGUUUCUCCAGCACUUACUAGCCUUAUUGUUAAGGAGAAACACUACCCCGUGGGUAAUAUUCUUCCCACUAUGAUGGAGACCAAUGUGUUGUCAAAAUGGUGCUAGACAAAAUAACAGCAAAAUGGAUUCUACCAUGUUUUUGAUUGGGUCUAGCUAAGCAAUGUGGUUCUGCUUUGACACAAUCGUUACUUUUACUUGUGGUGUCAAACAGUAUGGGACAUAUCUGAUGAAGGUGAGGUUGGCAACUGCACAGAGCAGUGUUUUGGCCUAAAACUCCCAGAAAUCCCAGCCAGUUUAGAAGCUGCUAGGAUUUCUGGGAGUUGAAGGCCAAAACACCUGGGGACCCACAGGUUGAGAACCACUGGCAUAGAGCAAUAAUGCCUCCACACCUAAUACUUUCAAUGACAUCCAUCCAGCAGUAAUACAAGUAGUGUUUCCUUCUCUUUUUCAUGUGUGGUUAGCUUCCUCCCCCAUUUUAACUUCACGAGAAAGUGUUCAUUUUACAAACAUGCAUGGGUAUCCCAGUGACCUUUCCCUGCAGGAAAAAGAGCAGGGCAAAUCUAAUCCAGCGCUGUUUGAAGCAUGAUUGUCUGCUGGGCACCUGUUUUUCAAAAGGUGUGAUAAAAUGUAUUAGGCAAAGGUGCUGCAAAAUGUAAAGAAAUAAGCAGGAUUCUUGCAGUAAUUAUACAGAAGCAUUUCACUGCAGUCCCUACCAUGUGUCCACUUCUGUGCCCCUGAACACAAAAUCAUGUUGCCUUCCCAAUGGUGUUAGAACUGCAACUCUCAGCAUUCCUCCUAUUGGCGAUGCUUAGGGCUGCUGGGAGCUGCACUUAAGUGAUCAUGAUGUGAGGCAGGUGGGAAGAGGAAGCCAUGUCUUCUUGUACACUGGAACUUUAGCUAAAAUGAAAAUUGUGUAAACUGGUGAUUGAAGUAAUCAUUAAAAAUAUGCAAAUUGUAAGGAAUGAUUGGUGUCUCAACUGUAUAAAAGAUAAUAUGGAAUUGUUAGCACUAAUGGUUAAUAAAGACAAAGCUUCAUUUUUUCCA